UCUCUGAUUGACAGGUGUGAAAGCGGUUCGAUUUCUGCUGUAGUUGCUGCUGUUGUCAAGGAAACCCAGAGCCCUGUUGCCAUGGGGAAACAGAACAGCAAGUUGCGGCCCGAGAUGCUGCAGGACCUCCGGGAAAACACAGAGUUCUCCGACCACGAGUUACAGGAGUGGUACAAGGGUUUUUUGAAGGACUGCCCAAGUGGAACGCUCAAUGUGGAGGAGUUCAAGAAGAUCUAUGCCAACUUCUUCCCCUACGGUGAUGCCUCCAAGUUUGCUGAGCACGUCUUCCGAACUUUUGACACAAACGGCGAUGGGACGAUAGACUUCCGGGAGUUCAUCAUCGCCUUGAGUGUGACGUCACGGGGCAAGCUGGAGCAGAAGCUGAAAUGGGCGUUUAGUAUGUAUGACCUGGAUGGAAAUGGAUACAUCAGCCGUGAGGAGAUGCUGGAGAUCGUACAGGCCAUCUACAAGAUGGUGUCUUCGGUGAUGAAGAUGCCAGAGGAUGAGUCCACGCCGGAGAAGAGGACUGAUAAGAUUUUCAGACAAAUGGACCUGAAUAAUGAUGGUAAACUGUCUCUGGAGGAGUUCAUCAAAGGUGCCAAAAGUGACCCCUCCAUCGUUCGGCUACUGCAGUGUGACCCCAGCUCCGCCUCCCAGUUCUGAAUCCUGCUACAUGAGCCACGCCCCCUGCCCCGCCCUUACACCCCCCCCGCUUCUGAACCGGUCACUCACAUAAUGCAUGAUGGUUCUUGUCUCUCAGAUCUUACUUUUCUGUUGUGUACAAGAUGGAGGAAGAAUUCUAAGAAAAGUUAUUUGACUUUUUUUGUAAUUAUGAAAUUGAAGUGAGAUGAGAUGUGUACAAAUGACAGAAGAAAAAAUAUCUCUCUGUCUCAGAUUUACACGGGCACAGUAGGUUUUUUUGCGGGAUUCCACUGUUUUUUGUCUGCUUUCUCCUCCGACUCACAUGUAUAUCAUGUAUAUAAUGUAUGUAUAUCAUAAGAUAAACUACAUUUUUUUUUCUUCGUUGUAGAGCGCACACUGCAGUGCUGAAAGGCAGUAUUAUGUAGCGUUGUUUCCUGGUCUGAUGCCAUUGGGUGGCAGAAUGAGUGUGGGAUAAGUAGGCGUGGUUUUUCCUUUGCAAAAGACAGAAAUGUCUUCGGAG
Thalassophryne amazonica is the source of this 1162-nucleotide messenger RNA. RefSeq names its product hippocalcin-like protein 1. The transcript has 4 exons. NCBI's taxonomy places the organism in Eukaryota, Metazoa, Chordata, Actinopteri, Batrachoidiformes, Batrachoididae. Bases 82 to 663 code for a protein of 193 amino acids. The record is from RefSeq and is a predicted model, not a curated record. Gene Ontology annotation, molecular function: calcium ion binding.